AUGUCAACGCAUCCAGCAAAGCGCCCUUAUCGACUCUACCCAGCCUACUGCUUUCCUUAUUCACCGACGUACGAUGCCUGGGUGAGACUAGCCGCUGCCGAUGUGCAUACUUUAUGGUCAGAACCGGAUUACCAAAGUCAAAACAUCUACUUCUGUCUCAACUAUCCCGUACGAUAUGUGCGCGUUGUUGGCGUUGUCGUAGCUAUCGACGAAAUCACUCCCAAGUAUUCCGCCCUCACGCUGGAUGACGGGAGUGGCGCUACCAUCGAGCUCAAGAUUGUGAGACACGUUACGUAUCAGCAAAGCUCGGGAACUCUCUCCUCAACCACCACUAUCAGCAAUGUAAAUGUUAUCAGUCAGUUCGGCGCCUUCGAAAUAAAAGUCGAUAAUGUCAAUGUGGAGAUUGGCAUGAUCUUGAAAGCGAAGGGAUCCAUCUCAGAGUUCCGUGGAGCCAAGCAACUCGAACUGAGGAGAGUCCAGAUCGUCUCCUCGACCAACGGAGAGGCACAAGCAUGGACUGAGAAUGCAGCUUUCAAGGCCGAGGUGUUAUCUACCCCAUGGCGCGUUACUUCGGCCGAGCAUGGCGAGAUCAAAGCCAAGAUCAGGACGGAAAGGAAGAAGGCAAAAGAAUACGAAAGACGUGGGCGUGAGUACGAGAUUAAGAAGGCCGAGUAUGAGGCAGCACGAGCAGCCCACGACGCCAAAAAGGAGGCGAAGUACGAAGCUCGACGCCGUAGGGAAGAGGCAAUGAUGAACGCUGGAGCGCUCAUCUGA
This is a messenger RNA of Didymella exigua CBS 183.55, 774 nucleotides long. RefSeq lists its product as uncharacterized. The record is from RefSeq and is a predicted model, not a curated record. The transcript has 2 exons. NCBI's taxonomy places the organism in Eukaryota, Fungi, Ascomycota, Dothideomycetes, Pleosporales, Didymellaceae. Bases 1 to 774 code for a protein of 257 amino acids.